AUGCCUCAAAAGCAUCUAUUGCUGUAUUGCCUUCAUAAUUACAAGAGCAUUGAGUCUACCAACCGGCCCCACCAGCCGCCAAAAUUAAUUCAAACUCAGUCAGGUCUGUCAAGUCAGCCGACACCUACAGUUACCUCCAACUAUCGUCUUACUUUAACCAAACAGACGAAAACCGGCAACCGAACCUCUAAACUUCCCGUUGCUUCUAGGAAGCGGCGCCACUCCACUAUCAAAGCUACCACGGUACCUUUACGUAGAUCACCGCAAAGCCAAGCACCUACUACUGACUUUAUGGACACUAUGAAUAUUGCAACACCCGUUGCUCCUGCACCUACAACCACUCCCACCAGCUCCACUACCAAUAUGGUCGUUGAGCCUUCCACUAAUGCGAUCAACCCACCUGCCUUCCUUGAAGGCAUGCACCCACCUAAACCAGACGAAAUCCAUCAGUCUCCCCUGAUGCCCACUUGGAUUCAGGAGAUCUAUUCACGUCUUGCCUCUGUCACCACUCACUUGCAGACUCACGACUCACAACUACUGUAG
Molecule: messenger RNA, 543 nt
Organism: Mucor velutinosus
Lineage: Eukaryota; Fungi; Mucoromycota; Mucoromycetes; Mucorales; Mucoraceae
Exons: 2
Coding region: 1-543 (180 amino acids)
Source: RefSeq, a predicted model, not a curated record